AUGCAACUGGGUCCUUUCCUCCUACUGAUUGCUGCUGCUGCUGCUGCAAACGGCCUCCUUAUUACGGAUGACCCUAGUAUUGUCGUCGACAAAUCAUUCGAUUACAUAGUCGUGGGGGGAGGAACAGCCGGUCUCACUGUCGCGAGCCGGCUUGCUGAAGAUUCUGGGGUCACCAUUCUCGUUGUUGAAGCCGGAACUGACGAACAAAACAACACCGCAGUCAAUGAACCAUCCCAAUGGACUAGCUUAUUAGGCUCUCCGCUCUCGUGGAACUAUAUGACGACACCCCAACUUGGAGGGAAAACCGUUUCUUUUGACGCAGGUCUUGUCUUGGGUGGAUCAUCGUCUAUAAACGGUAUGCAAUAUGCACGGGGCACAAGAGACCAGUACGACGCCAUAGGAAAGCUGGGUAACUCGGGAUGGGAUUGGAACUCAAUGCUUCCCUAUAUGAAGAAGGCGGAGAACUUCCACGCACCGAGCGCUGAACAGGUCAAGCAAGGCGCAACGUAUCAACCAACCGUUCACGGUACCGAGGGGCCUCUCUCUGUUGCUUUUCCAACACCGUAUUUUGGUGCUUCGGCCUUCCAAACCUUCUUACAGACUGCUCGUGACGUCAUCCCUGGUCUUCAUCCCAACCUUGAUCUGUCUUCUGGGCAUCCUAAUGGCGGCAACUCAUUAUAUUUCACAAUUUUUCCUGGCAACGCUUCCAUACCUGGCGGAAAUCGCAGAUGUAGUAGUGCUCAGGCUUACAUCUACCCAGCUAGAUCAGAAAAACGGGGACUCACUAUUUUAACCGGCCACCAGGUCACUCGUAUCUCAUGGAAGACGGCCGGUCGCUUUCAAACAGCUAGUCAAAUAGAAUUUACGCCAACGCCCUCGAUCAAUGGUACCACGAGCAGGUUAUAUGCCGCCACAGUCAAGAAGGAACUAAUUGUGGCUGCGGGUGUCUUUGGCACUCCUCACCUUCUGGAGCUUAGUGGUGUUGGCAAUAAAACCAUCUUAGAAGGUGUCGGCGUCACUCCUGUUAUCGAUCUCCCCUCCGUUGGCACGAAUUUGCAAGACCCAACUGUACUUGUUAUGGCAUUGUCUCCCAAUGCCUCGGUUUCCGACUCAUUGAAGACCAUCAACGAGCCAGGAACUGGGUCCAAUAACAUGCUAGACAUAAGCCAAGUGCUCGGUGUUGACGGGGCGAAAGCAGCAGUCAAGGAGCUUCGCGAUACUGUAACAGCUCGAGCUCAGGCCCAGGUCGGCGCAGGGGCGUUUACCAGUGUCAAAGGGCUGAAAGCGAUUUUGAGCUAUCAAGCUGAUUCGAUCAGUAGUCAAAAGGCACCGGUCGUCGAGCAGACAUAUGCUGCCGCCCCUGACGGUAGCUUCAUCGCUAUCGUCCACUUCACCCUCAUUCCUCAGAGUCGGGGCACAGUUCAUAUCUCAUCUGGAAACCCAGCGGUUCGGUCUAAGAUUGAUCCCAAUUUCCUGGCGAACAAUCUCGACCUGUAUUUGCUAGCAAAUGCAACAAAACUGUCGCGCAAAAUAACCCAGACACCUCCCUUCGCCUCUCUUGUAGGGAGUGAGACUUCGCCAGGGCUGGCGUCUGUCCCCAUAAACGCUACCGAUUCAGAUUGGCAAGCUUUCGUCAUUCAGCAAUACUCAUCCGUUUUGAAUCCUAUCGGUACGGUCUCGAUGUUGCCUCGUGACAUGGGUGGCGCGGUAGACAGUCAGCUCUUUGUCUACGGAACUAGCAAUGUUCGUGUGGUUGAUGCAUCUAUCAUUCCCAUUCCGCUUUCUACUGGCCAUGAGACUGCCACGGUAUAUGGGAUUGCAGAGAAGGCAGCUGAUAUGAUCAAAGCAGCACGAAAGUAG
Messenger RNA from Mycena indigotica, 1860 nucleotides. RefSeq names its product Alcohol oxidase. Gene Ontology annotation, molecular function: oxidoreductase activity, acting on CH-OH group of donors; flavin adenine dinucleotide binding. Lineage: Eukaryota; Fungi; Basidiomycota; Agaricomycetes; Agaricales; Mycenaceae. The coding region runs from base 1 to 1860 and encodes 619 amino acids. The transcript is spliced from 11 exons. The record is from RefSeq and is a predicted model, not a curated record.